Molecule: messenger RNA, 791 nt
Organism: Triplophysa rosa
Lineage: Eukaryota; Metazoa; Chordata; Actinopteri; Cypriniformes; Nemacheilidae
Gene: homer1
Product: homer protein homolog 1
Exons: 4
Biological process (GO): G protein-coupled glutamate receptor signaling pathway; regulation of store-operated calcium entry
Cellular component (GO): dendrite; postsynaptic density; cytoplasm
Molecular function (GO): G protein-coupled glutamate receptor binding
Source: RefSeq, a predicted model, not a curated record
UUCUCUCGUGUGAUUCUCAUCUGUUGAGAUGUUCUUCACGCAGCUCCACGUCCAUCACCAAACACUGGGAGGCCGAGCUCGCCGCUCUGAAGGGAAACAACGCCAAACUGACGGCAGCGCUGCUGGAAUCCACCGCCAACGUCAAACAGUGGAAACAGCAGCUGGCGGCAUAUCAGGACGAGGCCGAGAGACUCCACAAACGCGUGACGGAGCUGGAGUGUGUUAGCGCACAAACCAGCGUCAUCAAAACUCAGAAAACAGAACUGAAUCAAACCAUCGAGGAGCUGGAGGCUGAACUCAAAGCUAAAGAGCAGGAACUUGAGAAACUGAAGGAAGAGGUGGAAAACGCCAACCAGCUGCAAGAGCAGAAAGAUUCGCUCGCUCAAAAGUUGCAGGAGAAAGAGCUGAGGAACGCCGAGUUAGAAGCUCAGCUGUCCGAUCUGGAGCAGCGUCUGGACAACAGCCAGCUGGAGGGAGAGAGCUUCCGCAAGAGUCUGCGCUCGCUACUCGACCUGCUGGACGGGAAAAUCUUUGAGCUGACGGAACUGCGAGACACUCUGGCCAAACUCAUCGAGAGUGGCAGCAGUUAAACACACACGUGCGCUGCGCUACACCGUCACACAUAUUAUACAGAGAGUGAGCUGCUGUGAUCAUCUCACAUUCCACAUGCAUGUUAAACACACACACACACACACACCACAGCAUUGUGUAAACAUGCACACACACACACACACACACACACACACCACAGCAGUGCGUAAACAUGCACACACACACACAACAGCAGUGCG